AGACUCGCUUUCUGCCGUGUCUUUGUGAGAUUUUUUAUCCGUGACUGUAUUAAUCAAAAAGUGUAAUUCAAAAUGACUACUUAUUUCAACUAUCCGCCACCUGAGAUCCAGGCCGAGCUGAAGCAGAUCGCCGAAGCUAUUGUUGCACCUGGCAAGGGUAUUUUGGCCGCCGAUGAGUCCACCGCCACUUGCGGAAAGAGAUUCUCUGGCAUUGGAGUGGAAAACACCGAAGAGAACCGUCGCCUUUACCGUCAGCUGCUGUUCACGGCCGAUGAUGCAGUGACGCAGAACAUCAGUGGUGUCAUCCUGUAUCACGAAACACUGUACCAGAAGACUGACGAUGGAACUCCGUUCGUGGAAGUGUUGAAGAAGAAGAACAUUAUUCCCGGCAUCAAGGUUGAUAAGGGUGUUGUGCCGCUGCUCGGCUCUGAGGACGAGUGUACGACUCAAGGUCUGGAUGACUUGCAGCAGCGUUGCGCCCAGUACAAGAAGGAUGGUUGUCAAUUUGCGAAGUGGCGUUGUGUGUUGAAGAUCUCCAAGAACACCCCGUCGUAUCAGGCCAUCUUGGAGAAUGCCAAUGUACUCGCCAGAUACGCAUCCAUUUGCCAGUCAGAGCGCAUUGUCCCGAUUGUGGAACCUGAGGUUCUUCCCGAUGGUGAUCACGAUGUCGACAGAGCGCAGAAGGUUACCGAGACUGUGCUUGCAGCUGUGUACAAGGCCCUCAAUGACCACCACGUGUACCUCGAGGGAACCCUGUUGAAGCCAAACAUGGUCACUUCUGGUCAGAGCUGCCCCAAGAAAUCCACCUUCCUGGAUAAUGCUCGGGCAACUGUUCUCGCACUCUCACGCACUGUUCCCCCGGCAGUUACUGGUGUGACAUUCCUGUCUGGUGGACAGAGUGAAGAAGAGGCUACCGUCAACCUGAACGCAAUCAACACGAUCCCGUUGCGCAAGCCGUGGGCUUUGACCUUCUCGUACGGUCGAGCUCUGCAGGCCUCUGUGCUGAAGGCCUGGGGUGGCAAGAAGGAAAAUGUUCCCGCUGCCCAACAAGAACUCAUUAAGCGUGCAAAGGCCAAUGGAGAUGCCGCUCAGGGCAAAUAUGCCGCUGGUAGCUGCGCUGGAGCUGCUGCUGGUGAAGGCCUCUUCAUCAAGAAUCACGCGUACUAAAAAGUGCAGGAAGGAAAAAGAAUCCUCUGAAAAAAAAGCGAAAGAAUCAUCUCGUUUCUACCACUAUAGCUUCUUCCUCCGUCACGCGCAGUAUUUCCCUUUUUCACCCCGGGAGUGCGUCCUGCACAACGUUGAUGGAGCAUCGUGCAAUAAGCUUGAUCUAGCGUCUCUGGCCCGAGGGCCUAAAGUUACAGCUAAUCAUGAAUAAAUAAUAAGUUUAUCCUGCGAAUUGGAUCUUGUAGAGGAGAGAAAUUUUAGUGUCUAUAUGAGUGUGUUGGUGGGGAUGAGUCAAGUUCUAUACAUGUUCAUGGAUCUGUUGGUAUUCAGAAGUUUGAGGUGCUGAAAUGUGUCAUGGAAAGCUAUCCCGCUUGGGUUUGGAAGAAAUAAAACCGCGGUCAUAUUGAUGGUAGACACCAAA
Messenger RNA from Notodromas monacha, 1585 nucleotides. The record is from the annotation of a GenBank genome assembly. NCBI's taxonomy places the organism in Eukaryota, Metazoa, Arthropoda, Ostracoda, Podocopida, Cyprididae.